CACAGUACAGACGCGCGAUGUCUCCUCAACGCAUAACACCGUGUCCCUGCGACAUGUUCAUGAGCCUUCCUGGAAAAAAUACUUACGUUUGCGUCGGCUUGAGAACUCGCGGUUGAAGAAAGUUUCCAACCACUGUAUUACAUCAGCCCACCGCUUUAUCAUCCUCGGGCCACGUGUCUGGAUCAUCCGCAAAAUUUGGAGGUGUCCUGUUCACAGAGUGGGAGAGAAAGGGAUGGAGGGGGAUUAAAUAAGACACCGGCUUGCCAGAAAUUCACCGAAUGUUCAGCUGAUGGAUAUAUAAAGGGAUCCUGUGCUCCAUGUUACGAGUCAGUGUAGUUUCCUCCUUGUGGAAGAACCAGAAUUUCGCUUUCGAGACUAAAAACAAAAAGUCCGAGGUAUCAUCAUGAACCAGUUGACGAUCGUGUUAUGCGCCUUCGCUUCCGUGGCAACCGCCGUUCCUCUGGGUCUGUACUCUUCUACCACGCCGAUUCCCAUUCUGAGGCAAAACGCGGACGGCCCAAAUCCAGACGGAAGCUACAACUACAAUUACGAGACGGCGAACGGUAUCCAGGCACAGGAGAUCGGCUACCUUAACUACCGAGGCACCCAGGCUGAGUCUCGCGAGGCUCAGGGCAGUUACAGCUACACCGCGCCAAACGGUGAAAUUAUCAGUGUGUCCUACGUGGCUAACGAGAACGGAUUCCAACCCCAGGGUAGUCAUAUCCCGUCCGUUCCACCCGCCAUUCUCAAAGCACUCGAAUACAUUGCCGCCCAUCGGGAAGAGCGUCUCGGUGCUCUAUGAAAGGAGACAAACGUGGAUCCAUAUACGACAAGAAGAUCGGUCUUCAAGCUCCUCGACGUUUACAUCUGAAUCAAAGUCGAGGAUGUACAAAAUGGAAACAUUAUUCUUUAUUCGGCACGACUCUCGAUCAUUUUAGUGGCAUUUUGAGCAGAAAUUCGCUUACGAAUUUUCGGAUUCGGAGUUUCCAGGCUCGAUUCGCACGUUACCUUUGUAUUUAUGCAUACUGCUAACGAUUCAAAUUUUUUUUGUAUUUUAAAUACCGAGAUUGUAAGAAAACGUUAAGGAGGAGUACUGUAAAUAAAUUGUACAUUGAUACCUUUA
Molecule: messenger RNA, 1123 nt
Organism: Bombus terrestris (buff-tailed bumblebee)
Lineage: Eukaryota; Metazoa; Arthropoda; Insecta; Hymenoptera; Apidae
Product: endocuticle structural glycoprotein SgAbd-8-like
Exons: 3
Coding region: 404-802 (132 amino acids)
Cellular component (GO): chitin-based extracellular matrix
Molecular function (GO): structural constituent of chitin-based larval cuticle
Source: RefSeq, a predicted model, not a curated record